AUGGACGGCGGGACGUACGGGGGGCUGGACGCGGGGGACCUCGAGUUGGCGCCCGCCGUCACCACCGUCGCCUUCUCGCCCGCGCCGCUGCCGCCGCUGCGCGUGCCCGUGCGCGCGGGGCCCGCGGACAGCCCCGAGCGCGGCGCGUGGGUGCUGGCGUUCCAAGACGAGCCCAGCUGGCGCAGCGCGUGGGGGGCGUGCGAGCGCAAGAUAGCGGAGCAGUGCGAGGUGGGGGCGCGCAUGGGGUGUUCAGUGCGCGCCAGUGAGCGGUGCCAGGCAGCGCUGCCGUGGGGGCUGAGGGGCGCGGGGGGGGGCUUCCUGGGGGUCAUGGAGCUGCUGGGGACCGCCUGUCAGGAGCACGCACAGCAGCAGUGCAGUGCGGCCUUCUCCCAGGCGCUGCUCGCGCGCUCCCUCUCCGCCAUCCCGCUGCCCCUGCUCGACCGCCGCGCCCAGCGCGCCCUGCUGCGCUCCGCCCUGCACCGCCGCCAGGCUGCUGCCACUGCUGCGGGCCGCAGGGGUAGCGCAGAGGCGGUGGGGGGGGCGAGGGCGGGCGUGGGGGGCGUGGAGGGUGAGAGGAGCCCGGGGGCGAAGCUGGCCCAGCAGGCCGUGGCUGCCGCGCUGGCAGGGGCGGGCAGGGGGGCGGGCGAGGGGGGUGACGGGGAGGGGGGGGAAGGCGGGGAGUUGUCGAACGUGGUGAGUGCGAAGGGGCUGCCUCGGGAGGGGGGAGGCGCUGCUGUGGCGUGGAGGAGCGGUGUGUCGUACUUGGAGUCGCCCAGGAGUGGCGCGGGGGAGGUGGGGGGGAUGGGGAGCGGUGGAGAGGGGUGGGAGGGCGGACUGGUGAAGCCUAGAGCAGGGAGGAGAAAGGAGGUUGGUGUUGCGGUGGUGAAAGGGGGAGGGGAUGGCAGAGAUGGUGGGGAGAAGAGUGUCGGCAGUGCCGGUGGCAGCGGCAGCACCAGCAGCAGCAGGCCGACAGCAGCAGGUGGGGCAGAGGGUGGCAGCAGCAAUGGGGUUGUGGUGGGUGCUUCGACUGCCCAUGGCAGAGCCGCACAUGCAGAGGGAGGAGGGGAGGUGAGCGGUGUGCUGGGCGCCUGGGAGCAUGCAGCAAGGGCUGUGAAGAGCAGAGUUGAGAUGGUGACACGGGGCGCAGGUGAAAGCAGCUGA
This is a messenger RNA of Closterium sp. Naga37s-1, 1161 nucleotides long. The record is from the annotation of a GenBank genome assembly. Lineage: Eukaryota; Viridiplantae; Streptophyta; Zygnematophyceae; Desmidiales; Closteriaceae.